GUUGAAGCCAGAUCUUGGAGCGCUGUGACGCGAGAAUAUACAAAGACGCGCCUCAGCACCUGGCUACCUGAUAAACAAAUCCAAUCCCAAUUUCUCUGGAAGGAGAAAAUAUUGUCAAAUCCACCUCCAUCUCAAAAAAGGAGAAAAUAUGGUUAAAUGCGACAACCAUAAAUACUUCUUUCUGUAAAUGGCACCAAUUUUGCUACCUAAAAGGGUAGAAAUUAAGGGGCAUACAGAUGUUUGGUUCCAUUUCUCUGAAGAGCACAUCUGACAAAUUUACUUCACAUGUACUCUUGUAAUUACAUCUAUCCUGAAACAAACAGAUUAGGAUUUUGGUCGGUGCAUGAAAAGAUAUAUGAAUCUGAAGUUGCUAAUUGCUACUCCCUCCAUUCUAAAUUAUAGAUCGUUUUGGUAUUUAUAGGUGCAUAAUAAUUAAUAUGUAUCUAGAUAAAUGAUCAAUAAUUUGGAACGGAGGGAGUAGACGCGACAAGUUGGCCUCACGUCCGGAGUUCGGUGAACCUAGAAACAAACAAGCAGUACUGGUAAGAGCUCAGCAGCUGAUUAUCUCAUUAACAGAUCCAAUCCCUAUCUUUUGGGGGCGAAAUAACAAAGGUUUCACUAACAUUUCAGCAAUCUUCAGCACCGGGCAUUGGCUAUCACUCAGAGAAGUUCAAUCUUGGACAUGGUCCCUAGAUUGCCUACAAGGUUAUGUCGCAACCUCUCCAGGACUCCACUGACAGUCAAACCCGAAGCUUUCAGUCGUGAAACUUGAGUCUAGCCGGCGUAGCUAUCAGGCGCGAAUACAUUAUAUAUUCGCCAAUCGCUUCCUUGCAAGCAUUGUUAAUCGCAAGAAAUCUUGAGGUCAAUGCUUGCACGUACGAGCAACGAAGAAAAACGGUGCCAUCUAGUGCUAUAAACUAAACCCUCAAUUGCCUUCCCUUUCAAAUCGUUGCGCACGUCGGCACGCAGAGUGUUUGCGGAGGAAAUGGGGAUCAGCGCGGCGCAGCGCCGGCGCCGGCGGCGGCAGUGGACGCUGGCGCUGGUGACCGUGGCGGCGCUGCUGGAGCGCGCGGACGAGGCGCUGCUGCCGGCGGUGUACAGGGAGGUGGGCGCGGCGCUGGGGGCCUCGCCCACCGCGCUGGGAUCCCUCACGCUGUGCCGCGCGCUCGUGCAGGCCGUGUGCUACCCGCUCGCGACGUGCGCCGCGGCGCGCCACGACCGCGCGCGCGUCGUCGCCGCGGGCGCAUUCCUAUGGGCCGUGGCCACGCUGCUCGUCGGCGCCUCGGGCACAUUUCUCCAGAUGGCGUUGGCCAGGGGCUUCAAUGGCGUUGGGCUGGCGCUCGUGGUGCCGGCGAUCUACUCCCUCGUGGCCGACUACAGCGACGACGCCACGCGUGGCUCGGCGUUCGGGUGGAUGGUGAUGGCACAGAGCAUGGGCCAUGUCACGGGGAACUCCCUCGGCGUGCUGCUCGCGGCCACGAGCUUCUUCGGCGUCCCAGGCUGGCGGCUGGCGUUCUACGCCCUCGCCCUCGUCAGCGCCUCGCUCGCCUCCCUGACAUGGCUCCUCGGCGCGGACCCCCGCCCCAGCAGGACGAAGGCGACCGCCGCGGCCACGCUGUCCCGACUCGUCGGAGAAGCCAAGGACGUGGUGCGGGUGCCGACGUUCCAGAUCAUCGUGGCGCAGGGCGUGGCCGGGACCGUCCCGUGGUCGGCGCUCAGCUUCGCCGCCAUGUGGCUGGAGCUCGUGGGGUUCACGCACUGGCAGACCAGUGCGAUCACUACCCUGAACAGCCUCGCCAACGCGCUCGGCGCGCUGUUCGCGGGAUUCGUCGGGGACCCGCUGGCGCGGCGGUUCCCCAACACGGGGAGAAUCGCGCUGGCACAGGUGUGCACCGCGUCGACCGUCCCGCUCGCGGCCGUCCUGCUGCUCGCGCUCCCCGACGACCCCGCGGCGGGGGCUGCGUACGCCGCCGCGUUCUUCGUCUUGGGCUUCGCCAUGCCCUGGUGCCCCGUCACCACAAACUAUCCAAUUUUCGCGGAGAUCGUGCCGGAGACGGCGAGGACGACGGUGUACGCGAUCGACAGGUGCCUCGAGUCGGUGUUCGCGUCGUUCGCGCCGCCGCUCGUGGGCAUCCUGGCGGAGCGCGUCUUCGGGUACCAGCCGGCCGCGUCCGGCACGAGCGUGGACGUCGACAGGGAGAACGCCGCCGCGCUGGGCAAGGCAGUGCUCGCGGAGGUCGCCGUGCCGAUCGCCGUCUGCUGCCUCACGUACUCCGCGCUGUACUGGACUUAUCCCGCGGACAGGCAGCGCGCGCAGGUCGCCGCUCUGCAGGCGGCAGAGGAGGACAAGGACUGGGACUGUGAAGCAAGUGUAGUUGCAAACGCUACUCCGGCAGACGGCUUGAACCAGGCGCUACUACUACACGGGAGCAGAGUAGUAAAUCCUGCAGAGUAAUGCAUGCCUCCACGUCGAAUCACUUCAGCUUCAGGUUUCAGGGAGUAUCUUCGUGGGAGACAUACAAUAUUGUAGAUAGAUACAGGGGAGGUGUUCUACUCCACAACAUCAUACAUGUAUACUUGUAACUUGUAAAGAAUGUAAAAAGGGUAUUUCAUCUGCAGCAACGUCUGAAUCUAACGCAAUUGGUUGAGGUUUGGUAUC
Molecule: messenger RNA, 2659 nt
Organism: Panicum hallii
Lineage: Eukaryota; Viridiplantae; Streptophyta; Magnoliopsida; Poales; Poaceae
Exons: 3
Coding region: 986-2455 (489 amino acids)
Biological process (GO): transmembrane transport
Cellular component (GO): membrane
Molecular function (GO): transmembrane transporter activity
Source: RefSeq, a predicted model, not a curated record